Periophthalmus magnuspinnatus is the source of this 1959-nucleotide messenger RNA. RefSeq names its product Bardet-Biedl syndrome 1 (gene bbs1). The transcript has 8 exons. Gene Ontology annotation, cellular component: centrosome; BBSome; axoneme. The record is from RefSeq and is a predicted model, not a curated record. The coding region runs from base 226 to 1959 and encodes 577 amino acids. Gene Ontology annotation, molecular function: patched binding; smoothened binding. Lineage: Eukaryota; Metazoa; Chordata; Actinopteri; Gobiiformes; Gobiidae. Gene Ontology annotation, biological process: non-motile cilium assembly; protein localization to cilium.
GGCGCUGACAUCAGAAUCAGGUCGGAUUUAGUGGAUUUUGUGGAUUAUCUUUCUCCGCAGCGCCUCUAGCCUUCACACCUGGCCUCUAUCGGAACAUUUAUCUGUUUAUCGAAAUGAUUUCAACCGAGGUUCACUAAAAUAAACAUUUUAUUUUGUCCAAAAGACUAAAUCCUCCGCGGAAAGAGAGCCUCGAGCGGACGCGUUGCCUUGGUAACGGCUCUCAGGAUGGUGGACUCUGGCCCUAGCCCGUGGUUGGAGGCUCACUCUGACCCUGUAGCUGGUCUGAACACCCUCUCCUCGUGCAUGGACCUGGCUGACCUCAGUGGAGAUGGGGAAAACUGUCUGGUUGUGGCUGAUCUGGGCUCCUCGUCCAGUGGGUCCCUGGGCUCCGGGAUGAAACUCAAGGUUUUCCGUGGUACGUCCCUUGUCAGUGAGUCCUCCCUCCUCGACCUCCCCUCGGGUCUUGUGGCAUUCUUCAUGGACCUAAACGAGCCUCGUGUUCCUGCUUUGGCUGUGGCCUCUGGACCCUGUGUUUACGUCUACAAGAACCUCAGGCCAUACUUCAAGUUCACCCUCCCAGGGCUCGAGGUGGACCCACUGGAACAGGAGGUCUGGCAGCAGGUGCGCUUGGGACAGAUCGACACUGUGGCUCUGAAGGACCUUCUGGAGGGCAUCAGGACUAAAUCGGAGCUGCCUCUCUCCCAGCGUUCGCUCCGGUUCCUCUCCCUAGAACCAGAGAACAUGGAGGAGUUUGUGAUGAUGCAUCAGGGACAGCCAAUCAGGAGACAGACAGUGAUCACAUGUAUGGGGACCCUGAAGAAGAGCACAGCAGACGAGGAUGGAGUGAGCUGUUUAGUGAUUGGGACAGAGUCCAGUGAGGUGUACGUGCUGGAUCCUGAGGCUUUUAUCAUACUGGCAAAGAUGUGUGUUCCAGCGCCCCCAGUGGUGAUGGAUGUGAGUGGACAGUUUGAUGUGGAGUUCAGGAUCACUGUGGCGUGUCGGGACGGAGCCGUGUAUAUCCUGCGCAGAGACUAUGAUAAGCCUAAAUACUGUGUGGAGCUGUCCUCUCACUGUGUGGGUCUGGUGCGUGUGGGAAAGACUGUGGUGGUCGGCUGCAGUGACCAGACGCUCCAGGGAUUCACCCAGAAGGGUAAGCGUCUGUGGUCGGUCCCUCUCCCCGCCCCUAUCACCUCCAUGGCCCCUAUGCGCCUCUCGUCUCGGGGCUUCAGUGGGGUGCUCGUGGCCCUCGCGUCCUGUGAGCUCAGACUAUAUCAGGACCAGUGGGUGCUGAACACCCAAAGGACCCCGGAGCCCGUCACCGCGCUGACAUUUGGUCGCUACGGCCGUGAGGACGGGACUGUUGUCAUGGCGACGCAGGGAGGGGCCAUGCUGGUGCAUAUCCUGCGGCGUACAGCGUCUCUACAGAAGCCAGAGGGGGGCGGGCCCCCGGGGGCCCAGAGCGUGCGUCUGAACGUCCCAAAGAAGAGCCAGCUGUUUGUAGAUCAGACACUGAGAGAGAGAGAGCAGGGGCCCCUGAUGCACCGCGCCUUCCACAGAGACCUGCUGCGCACACGGCUGAGGACCGCCCAGGCAUACAGCCGCGCUCUGGAGGCGUCUACCGGCCCCUCGUCCGAACAGGGGCCCGUGAAGCUGCACGCCGCUGUGCAGGGCCUGGGGCCAAACUUCAGACUCACUCUGUAUGUGGUGAACGCCGCGGCGCUCCGACCAAUCACAGGCCUGUCUCUGUGCAUGCUGUAUGACCCCGCCCUUUACACUGUGGCCCCGCCCCUGCUGCGACUGCCCCUGUUGGCUCCCGGGCUCACCUACGCCCUGCAGACACGGGUCACCUGCACUGGCCCCGCCCUCUGUGAUGUCAUCAAGGUGUGCGUGCUACAGGAGGGGAGGAGCGCCCCUCUGCUGACGGCCCACAUCAACAUGCCCCUCCCAGAGGCCCUUUAA